Molecule: messenger RNA, 7214 nt
Organism: Acanthochromis polyacanthus (spiny chromis)
Lineage: Eukaryota; Metazoa; Chordata; Actinopteri; Pomacentridae
Gene: fscn2b
Product: fascin actin-bundling protein 2b, retinal
Exons: 7
Coding region: 4173-5645 (490 amino acids)
Biological process (GO): establishment or maintenance of cell polarity; actin filament bundle assembly; cell migration
Cellular component (GO): actin cytoskeleton; cytoplasm
Molecular function (GO): actin filament binding; protein-macromolecule adaptor activity
Source: RefSeq, a predicted model, not a curated record
GUCAGUGGCUUUAAUGUCGCGGCCAAAUGUUUGACUCUCCUCGCUUUCUUCCCUCGCUGCAGCUGCUCUUGCGCCUCAGUUUUGACAAAACAGACAGAAAGUACUCAGACAACCCAGCAUAGUUUGACUUUAGUUCUGUUUCAUGCAUAUUCCAAGUGUUAAGUACAAAAUUAAGUCUUGAUACGAAUCAAUUUGCACCGAAACAGACUCGUAAUGCCUUUGGGAAGAGAAGAGGAAACAGGCAAGGAAGUGAACAAAGCACAAUAGUGGCAGAAAAACAGCUUGUUUCGGCGUGCUUUUGCAAGGAGCAACAACAAUGACAACCAGCGGACUCAGAGAUUGAUCCAGCUGAUCUCUCUUUCAUUCAGUUCACAACCUCUGGAAUUGAACUGAGAGAGAGAAAGACUUACGGGGAGGGGGAAAAAAAGGAGGAGAUGAGGGUGAAUGGAGGAGAAAACUGAGGAAGAGUGUGGAAGGGGGACUGUGUGGGCAUAUGUGUGUGGGAGGGGGCGUCUGUGGGACACCGUGGGGUACGAGGCAGCACCCCGCAGUCCCAAGUAAUGGCAGAAUGGAACUUAAUAGGGUAGAAAAAGGCUGGAGGCUGUUAACUCAGAAACGGUCAUUUUGAAUUCCCCAUUCUCUCUUUCUCCAUCACUCCUUUCCCCGUCUUCCAUUUUUCCAUGCACCUUAUAUAUCUGUGACUCUUCCCAUCCAUGUCUGCCUGUGUAAUUUGCCGAUUCUCCCUCUGUCUCGCAGCACCCCUAACCCAUCUCCCACCGUUCGGCUGUUUCCCUUUUUCUUUCCUGCCUCUCUUUCACCUCUUUCCUUCCCUCCUUAGCCUCGCCUCCUCCCAUCUAUCCCUCCCUCCCUCCCUUCCCUCCUCUGUGUCUCCUUGGAGGAGGUGUAAUGAUAGCUAUUUGAGUGUCAUCAGAGGAUCGCUGUAAUGGCUUCUAAAGCACCAUCCCACGGUUGCCACGGUGAACCUGGCACAGCCGCUGUCCCAGAAUAAGGGGAGAUGAAAAAAAAAAAGAAGAAGAAGAAGAAAAAAAAAACAUCUGGUUGGCUAUCGACAGGCGUCACCGUGCCGACAGCAGCAGGAGUGGCGGCACAUCAGCAGACGAUGACGCAGCCCCCAGGGGCCGCAGAGAGUGAGCUAAUGAUGCGUGGGAUAGGAUACAUAUGAGGAGGAAGUACAGUAAUAGUGAUAAUAGUGAUAGUAAUGAAAAUAAUAGCUCUGAUAACAAUAACAGUGUAUGACUUUUUUUGAUUUGUGUGCAGUGUGUCUGUCUUCACCUCCCAUCUCCUUUUAUUUGUAACAGUCUCUGCAGUGUUUUAAGUGUGUGUUUGUGAAUUUGUGGUUGAAUAUAAGACAGGAAAAAGAAAGAAAGGCAGCAUGCAAAUGUGAAGAUGUGAUUUCCAAUUUAUUUCUGUUAUUUUAAAGAUCAGAAGUGUUGAGCUCCCUGAAUGAAUUUCAUGCACACACACACACACACACACACACACAGACACACACACACACACACACACAUAUGCAGCUCCUCGUACCAACAGGAGAUCAGUGUGAGCGUUUAUAAGAAGUGAUUUCAUCCACAUCAUUAAGUGCGUAGAAGACGACACUGGAUGAGAUUUCAAUUGCUUUUGGGCCGCUGGAGUUCAUAAAGUAGGUGCAAAACUGCAAACAUAUUUGCUCUGCUAUUGCUUUUGAAUUUCCCCUUAAUGCUUUAGUUGGAGUUGUUCGUGUUGAGUGAAAACUUAAAACUCACUAAUAUUGAAAACGACACCGAAUUUGUGCUGGGCCUCCUGUCUGUAGGUUAAACAGCACAGCUCUGUGCAUUGCAUUUGGUUUCUAUAUGAUAAUACAGCUAUUCUAAUCUCAUAGGGAUUUAUUAUUACUUUGACAAUUGCUACUUAAUAUUGUUAAUGCACUAAUAGCUAUGUGAUUGUUAUAUAACGGUGUAACUAGUACAAAAUUGCUUUAACGUGGCUUUUAAUUAAAGUGUAAUUAAAAGUUCUCUUUUAUAUUUAGCACACUUAAUCUAAGUCCGUGCAGCACUGAUGUGAAGGCAGUUGUUUGUCACUCAAUGGUAAAUGUUUUAAUUACAUUUUAAUUAUCAUUUGGCCAUUAUUAAAAAAGUGACAUGCAUUUAAUGGCAUCAAGUUAAAGUUAUUAUCCUUAAGAUUUUCAAUUCGAUGUAGUUUUUCAGUGUGCAUAUCCAGCUUUCAAUCCCCUAUAAUCAUGAAAUAUAUUCAUAUUCAUAUACAGGCAGGAAUGAUCUUCAGACAAUGCACUGUUAAAAUGAAAGCAUCAGUUGUCAAUUGUCAAAAAAAAUUAUCAAGUGAUAAUUGAAUGAUAUACAAUAAUGGUGAAAUCAUUUCUACUAAUAAAAAACAAGGGUGACAAAAAUAACAGAUUUGCUUGAGAAGAAAUGUUUCAAAAGAAUAUGUAAUGGUAACACCACAGGCAUGAAAAACUCAACAUUUUAGAUGUUUGUUGUGCUCCAUUUUGCUGUUGCGGUUCCUGUUUGGUUGUUUCUGUUUUUACACCUUUAGAGCAGUUCCACCACUCAUGUCCUUAAGUGUGUGCUGUGUGUGAAUUUGUGUGCGACGCCGCAUUGUUCAUUGCGUUUUGCGUAAAAGCGCAGCAGUUCAAGUCUGGGUCAGGGGGAGUAAAUCUUUUGGGUGGGUGGUGUCUACUCUGAGACCUUCCUCUGACCUUUGUGCAUGAGUGUGUUUGUGUGUGCGACGAUGACAUGUAUGUUGCUGUGGGUCAGUGAAUCUGUGUGUAUGUUUAUGGCCACUGACGAGCAGAGGAGGGUGUGUGUGUGUGUGUGUGUGUGUGUGUGUGUGUGUGUGUGUGUGUGUGUGUGUGUGUGUGUGUGUUAGAGGGGCAGGGAGGGGGGUAGUGCCGGUAGAUUAGCCAGGUUGGGAUGAUUGGGUUGAGGAUUAGAUGGAUUCAGGAACUGAAACGUCUGUUUACUUCGCAAAGAAGACUUAUAAUAGGCUGAUUGGCAAGCUUGAUUACACACACGCACAUUCAGGCUCACCUGCUACCCACACUCAUUCAUUCAGAAGCCCAUAUGUUGAUUAGCUUGUUAUUGUUUCCUUGAUAACACCCGCCAUCUCCUUUCCUAAAUUCAGAUGUAAAGUCUUUCUGCCUCUCCGUCUCAGCUCCCAUUAGGACUGACCCAGAGAGCUUGCAAUCAGAGAAGGUGUGUAACUAAACCCCGGCGUGGGCAGGUAAGGGGAGCUGCACUCAGGCAACUACCUCAAAGGCACAGGGAGCGCUCUGGUUACCCGGCGCUGUGUGUGUAUAUUUGCGCAUUGUUUCUACUUACUUCUCUUUAUGUGUCACAGAAAGAGGUGAAGUGCGGAGCUCAAAAUAAGGUGCAGAGGCAAGCGAAAGGCAGGAUUACACACAUGGCAGGUUAGAGAAAGGCAGUGAGAGAGAAGGAGAGGAUGGGAGGAAAAAGCGACAGAGGGAGGCUUAAGAUUACAGAGGCGAGCACCUUUUGUUGCAGAGUUCAGUUGUGAUGGACGGCUUAUGUUUAGGGAAAGAGUGAAGGUGUCCUUCAGUGCACUACCAUAAAAUCUGUGGGACCACCGAGGAUGUUCUCCUUCACUGAUCAAACUUGUGUCUGACAAACGAGGAACCUGGACUUCAAGGAAGGUGAAGAAGAAGGUCAGAGGAUUUGAUGUGAUUGAUGCAAAGAUAGUUGGCAAAGGAGGGGCAAACACAAAACCCCAGUGUAGUCAGGGGGGCACCGAGUGAUUGAGCCUUCUGGGUGAAUAACAAGUCAUGCAAGAACAGGAGUGAGGCUGGGCGAGAGAGCACCGUUCAACAGGAGAGAGAGGGAGGGCGAGGGAAGGCUGCAGAAGUGGAGAUAAGCAGUUCAGAGCAAAAUUAGUCUACAGAGAAAGAGAGGUUGACACCGGACUGAAGAGAGAUCAAGGUUGACUCAAGUCUUUGCUGCCUCCAACCUGAUUAGGAAGAAUAGUAAAAGUAGUGGAGGCGAGCUGGGAGACCCAAUCAACAGGACGUGAGAGCCAGCUAGAGUAGAAGGAAAAGAGAAAGAAUUACACGAGGACGCUUGGUGAAAGGAGCCUCUUAAAUCUGGGAACUGGAAUUAGAGCCGCAGGAACUGCAGAGGGGAAGCCACAAAACCACAGUGAAGAUGCCCGCUAAUGGGAACCGUCCUUUAAAAUUGCAGUUUGGCCUAAUAAAUCAUGAGGGUCGCUACCUCACUGCUGAGACCUUUGGCUUCAAGGUGAAUGCCUCAGCUCCCAGCCUAAAAAAGAAGCAGAUAUGGACUCUUGAGCAGGACUCCCAAGACACCCAGGUUGUCUAUCUGCGCAGUCACCUGGGACGCUACCUGGCCUCUGACAAGGAUGGCAAAGUCACCUGUGAGGCAGACGGCCACAACUCAGACUGUCGCUUCCUCAUUGUGGCUCAGUCAGACGGCCGCUGGGCCCUGCAGUCUGAGCAGUACCUCCGAUUCUUCGGAGGCUCUCGGGACUACCUGUCCUGCUUCGCCCAGAUAAUCACAGAUGCCGAGCUGUGGGCAGUGCACCUGGCUCUGCAUCCUCAGGCCAACCUGCUGUCUGUGGCCCGAAAGCGUUAUGCCCACCUCUCCAUGGAGGAUGGGGAAAUCGCUGUGGACCUGAACAUUCCCUGGGGAGUGGCAGCACUCCUGACACUUGUCUACCUGGACGGGAAGUACUGCCUAAAGACCUGUGACAGCCGCUUCCUCAGCAAUGACGGAAAGCUGGUGAUGCAGAAUGGGAGGGCCACGGCGUACACCUUGGAGCUGAAGUGUGGGAAGCUGGCCUUCAAAGACUGUGAAGGGAAGUAUUUGUCCCCCAUGGGGCCUACAGGGACCCUGAGGUCUGGACGGUGCUCCAAGCCAGGCAAAGACGAACUGUUUGACCUGGAGGAGAGUCACCCACAGGUGGUUCUGAUAGCAGCCAACGGGCGAUAUGUCUCCAUCAGACAAGGACUGAGCCUCGCAGCCAAUCAGGAAGAUGAGACGGACAUGGAGACGUUUCAGAUGGAGAUUGACAAGGAAACCAAGAAGUGCACGUUCCGCACCAGCCAAGGCAGCUACUGGGCUCUGGUGGCUCAUGGAGGCGUCCAGACUACAGCCACAGAAGUGUCAGCAGACACCAUGUUUUCAGUGGAGUGGCUCGGCCACAAGGUGGCACUAAAAGCCAACAAUGGCAAAUACAUCUGCACUAAGAAGAACGGCCAGUUACUUGCUGUCAGUGACUCCAUAGGUGAGGAUGAGCAGCUCACUUUGAAACUAAUCAACCGACCCAUGUUGAUCCUCAGAGGACUGAAUGGAUUCAUCUGCCACCAUAAGAACUCCAACACGCUGGACGCCAGUAGAUCCGUCUACGACAUCUUCAACUUGCAGUUCAGUAACGGGGCCUACAACAUUAAAGGUGUUGAUGGUCGGUUCUGGUACGUGAACAGCGCUGGGUUGGUGUGUUCGGACGGUGAGGCCCCUGAGGAUUUUAGUCUGGAGCUCCUGGAACAUGGUCGCCUGGCCAUCAGGGGCAAGAACGGGAAAUACCUGCGUGGUGACCAGGGAGGAACCCUGAAGGGAGACGGACUCAGCCUGAGCAGCUCAGCCUUGUGGGAGUAUUAAUACAAACAGAUAUUAGUCCAAACCUAGACUACCUUAUCUCACUGCUGAGGUAAUCUGCCACUAAUCACCACUUUGGCUGUAAUGUAAAGUUAAACUUGAUGAUAUUUCACCCAGAGAGGACUCAAAGACUCAUAUAGGUGAAAGAAGGAGAGGAACUCACCAUGUAAAUUCAGCCAAGAGAAGUCUUGACGAAGUGAACAAAGUUUUUAACGAGUUCUUGAACUCAAAUCUGCAAAAUUAGUGUGAAUGAAUGUUUGAGUUUUUGUGUUAUUACUUGGAGUUUUUUUCCAAUAAUUAAAACUACACAAAUGAAGGCAGAUAGACUUCAGAAUGUGAUGCUUCACACAUCUAAUCACAGCCACACUCCUUCGUGUUUUCAUCCUAGAUGGUCUCAUCUUCGCUGCCUUUCUGCCACUCUAGUGUUGCAUUAGUAACCGCAAGCAAGUAAGUGCUAAUACAGAUGUGUAAAGACUCUUGUCCUUCAUCAAGUGGAAGAAGUACAGUGACUCGAGCUGCCAAUUGAGACACGCAGCUACAUCCACACUUCCUAGAAAGGCUGGGUCAGAUUACUUUGAAAUGUGGUCAGUUACUCGAUACAAACUGCAUCUGCCAGUUCUUGUAAUUACUAAUAGUAGCAGUGCAUUCCAGAAAAAUGCAAGUUUAUGGGAAUACUUUAGAAUCAGUACAAUAUCAAACCACCUCAUACUCAAAAAUAUGGAUGCAGCUGCAUAAAGAUUCCUUUUCCUCGUUAAAUAUGUGAAAACAUUUUCAAAUGAAAUGUAUUUUGCAUUUUCAGCAUGCAAAAACAGAACUGGAACAAACUGCAGGCCUACUGUGUUUUUUCAACAUGUAGGAUGUUUCUUUUUUUAGGCGUGACUUUUUGUUGAAGCCACAUGGAGGACUUUACUUGUGUAAUGCAAGAGGUGCUCUUACUUGUAAUUUUAAUCUUCUGAAUCAAAAGAAAUAAAAAUUCAACAAAGCAUCGAUGAAAAAGUGAAAAAAAUUAUUCAAUAUUUUCAAAACUUGGAACCUGAAAGGAGAUACUAAAUUGCUUUCGAGUACAGGAGAUGGUCUUGGAUUGCGCAUUCAGAAAAAUCAAGUAGUGGCAAUAGAGGAAUGGAAGCUGAUUCUGAGGGAUGGCUGCUGCUGGAAUCCUCCAUAUGGACCCAACAAUGUUCUUUAUCCUCCUCCUCACUUGUCAAAGAAACGCAGAAUGUCAGAUGUACUUUUUAAGAGUUAAUAACAUAGCAUUAGUUAUCAUUUUAAAAAAAUAAUUACCAUAUUCUCAAUAUGUCACAAGAUAUGCUUAACAGUGUAGCUACGAUCUUAAUCAUAGUUUUCAAACGUAAUUUAGGUUUUUUACAGCUGCUUAUUUUUUUGUUUAAUCCUGAUUAUGUGUAAUCCAUUACCGCUCAGCACUGAUGAUGGUGAUGUCACCUUUUGACAGAGUUUAAUUCAUUCAUGAUCCUGCUGUCCGAGGAUGUUUAUUAACAGAAUAGAAAGACGGGGGUCAUUCUCUCACUCUAUGACUAAUGCACACGGCAGCAGAAUUAAAAACAUCUUUCCAGA